Spodoptera littoralis (African cotton leafworm) is the source of this 1992-nucleotide messenger RNA. NCBI's taxonomy places the organism in Eukaryota, Metazoa, Arthropoda, Insecta, Lepidoptera, Noctuidae. The record is from the annotation of a GenBank genome assembly.
AUGUCUGCUGGUGUGUGGGACCUGAUGCCGUCGAGAAGCCGGUGGAUCGAGACGCUGCGGCACUGCGGCAAAACGCUGCUGCGCCGACAGAGGCGGCUGCUAAGGAGGUUAAAGAAGGCGUACCUACACAGUUGGCGCUCUGCAGACGAGCUGAACAUGUUGGUGGGUGCGAAGGUCGGAGGAGCGACGCCACUAGUCAUCGCUUGCAGAAACGGUCAUUACGACGUCGCCGAAUAUUUAAUCGAGAGAUGUAAAGCAGACAUCGAACAACCUGGUUCAGUGACAUUCGACGGUGAGACGAUAGAGGGCGCUCCCCCGCUGUGGUGCGCCGCGGCAGCCGGGCACCUGCCGCUGGUGAAGCUGCUGGUGCGCGCCGGGGCCAAUGUCAACUCCACAACGAGAACACACAGCACGCCGCUCAGGGCAGCCUGCUUUGACGGCCAUUAUGAUAUCGUUAAGUUCCUAGUCGACAAUGGCGCCGACAUAGAAAUAGCAAAUCGUCACGGGCACACGUGUUUAAUGAUAGCGUGCUACAAAGGCCACAUUAGAAUCGCUAAGUACUUGUUAUCACUUAAUGCCGACGUGAACAGAAAGAGUGUAAAAGGAAACACCGCGCUACACGACUGCGCAGAGAGCGGCUCACUCAAUAUACUCAAAAUGCUGUUAGGGCACGGAGCUACUAUGGACGUAGAUUCAUACGGUAUGACACCACUCCUAGCAGCAUCUGUUACAGGACACACGCAUAUAGUAGAACACCUUAUAAAUGCUGAACAUGGACUUGUAACGAGACAACAGCGCAUCGACGCGCUAGAGCUGCUCGGGGCGACCUACGUGGACAAACGACGCGACAUGGUCGGGGCGCUCGCAUUGUGGAAGAGAGCCAUGGACGACAGAUUCCCUGCGGACGGUAGCGAACCCAUUCCCAAGCCUAAAGACGUCCCACGCAUAGAAGCUUACGAUUUUGCGGUGGAGCCCAGCAAUGCGCAACAACUAGAGGAAAUACUCGCCGACCCCGACGGCAUGCGGAUGCAGGCCUUGGUGAUCCGAGAGAGGAUCCUGGGCCCGGCGCACCCCGACACGUCGUACUACGUGCGCUACCGCGGCGCCGUGUACGCGGACGCCGGCCGCUUCGUGCGCUGCCGCCAGCUGUGGCACCACGCGCUCGACAUGCAGCGCGCCGUGCUGCCGCCGCUGUCGCCGCUGACGCAGUCGUCGCUGUACUCCUUCGCCGAGCUCUUCUCCUACAUGCUGGCCGAGCGCGCGCGCCCGCCGCUGCGCGGCCGCAUCGUGCCGCCCGUCACCUUCGAGGACAUCGAGCCCGUGUUCUCCAAGGCCCUGGACGAGAUCCACCGCGGCACGGAGCUGCUGGACUCCAAGCUCAGCAUCGACCGCGAGCAGACGCUGAGCACGCUGCAGCGAGUGCUCGUCAUCUCGCUGCACCUCGCCGCGCUCAUGGCCCGUCUGCUGGAGGAGCCCGACUGUACCGAGGACGUGUCCAGAAAGAUUCACAAGGCUGUAUAUUCACUCGUUAAGUUAGACAUUACGGUCCGGCAGGGCCGGUCCGCGCUGCACGUGGCGUGCUCGGCCGAGGGGGCGCGGGGGCGCGGAGGGCGCGCCUGGCUGGCCACUGAGCCCUCGCCCCCCGCGCCCCCGGCCCGCCUGGUCACGCUCAUGCUGCGACUGGGCGCGUCCCCGGACGCGCGGGAUGCCGACGGCAACACUCCGCUGCACCUCGUCUGCAAGCUGAACCCGUGCCCCGCGGAGGUGGUCCGCGAGUUGCUGGCGCACGGCGCCCACAUCGACACGGUGAACUACGAGGGCGAGACGGCGGAGCAGAUCCUGAAGGCGUCGUCGCAGAGCCUGUCGGGCAUGGUGAACCCGCUGCGCUACACGUCGCUGCGCUGCCUGGCGGCGCGCACGGUCAAGAACUACCGCCUGCCGUACCGACACGUGCUGCCCCUGUGUCUGUACUCCACGGUCCUCACGCACUGA